Molecule: messenger RNA, 2583 nt
Organism: Filobasidium floriforme
Lineage: Eukaryota; Fungi; Basidiomycota; Tremellomycetes; Filobasidiales; Filobasidiaceae
Product: rab-GTPase-TBC domain-containing protein
Exons: 9
Coding region: 23-2503 (826 amino acids)
Source: RefSeq, a predicted model, not a curated record
CCCACCUCGACCUAUCCCCAAGAUGGAGGACCAAAAAGAACCGUCAGCUACAGAUCAGUCCGCUCGAAAGAGCUCUGAAGAUGGUUCACACGAGCUGAACGUCGAGUCGAUCGACCUGAAUGAGAACGAGAAGCAGCAAGAGCAACAGCUGCAAGAGUCCGAUGUCGAUGACGAUUUUGGCGAGGUUGAUCUGGACGAUGACAAGUCCGAAUCAGAGAAGAAUAAGAAGGAAAUCGAGAAGGACGAGGAGAAGAACGAAUUGAAAGUAGCGGUAGCAGAGGAAGAACAGGCUCAGCUACCGACUUUUACAUCGUUACGGCCGCCUUCGCCUUCAUCGUCUUCUAUCGAGGACCAGAAGAAGAAUAACAGGAGAGUUACCAUGGCUUUCAGGUCGACUCCAUCUGCGUCUGCAUCUGCAUCUCUCAAUUCUAGCCCUGCGCUUGGGACCACCGAGAACUUUUCAGCUCCGCCUCGACAGAGUACAGAUGAGGAGAACGUCAGCAAGCUAGGACCACGGGAUGAACCUCACCCUACACGGAUUGAGAACCUGGAUCUAGAGCCAGUCUCGCUCGAUGAAAACGAAAUCGAAGAAGCAAAAGGAGAGAAACCUACGACCUUACGGCCUGAACGACCCGGCGCUUCUGAACAGACAUCGCCGUCUAUCGGAGCCAAGCUCGGUCUGACUUCGGCUUUCGGGUACGCUGCGUCCUUGUUACCUUCUACUUCCACCUCUCCUUCGAAGCCCAUCGAAAGGGGUUUCAGUAGUCCUGCGGAGAACGCCGCAAAUGGACAAUUCAUUUCCACCGGAUCGUCGCAGGAGGAGGAUGAGGAUUCUUCGUCGACGCCCGUACCUAACGAUCCCGUACCUAUCACUAGCGAUUCGGCAAAACCUCCCCCACCUCCUGCGGCGUCAGGGUCGUGGACGUCCUCGUUUACGAACUACUUUGGCUCGAAGUCACCUUCAGUCUCCAUCUCGUCCCUCGCUUCCAACCCGCUUCCUAGCAUCCCUUCUCCCUUCCGAAAAGGCACAAGGCCGGCACCUGAGCGGACGGAUACCUCUGGUACCGCUUUCCUACUGCACAACCUCGAUGCGACCAAGGAGGAGAGGAGGAGGAGUGUGGAAGCGGGUGGGUCGGUCGCGCUGAAAGAAGGGUUCGAGAGGGUCAAGAGGGAUAGUUAUAGUACGAGGUUGAGGGAGGCGGCAGAGUAUGGCGAUAUAGGGGAGGACGAGGAGGAUGAGGAGGACGAGCAUGGACAAGGGCUGGGAGUUGGCGUUCGGAGGAGGUCGUCCGUCAGACCACAUACAGCAACGAAGCCUCAAGCGCCUGCACAACCUCCACCUCAAGCCACGGACUAUUCGGACGACCAAGAACCCGAACUCGGUCCGGACGGGGUGGAUUGGCCCUUCUGGGGUUGCGUCAUGAACGACUACGAAGCCAUCGCCCGGAGUCGUCCCCGUGACCUUUCCCGGGCGAUCCAACAGGGUAUCCCCGCCGUGGUGAGGGGCACCAUCUGGCAAUUGAUGUCGAGCAGCAAGAACCCGGGGUUGGAAGCUACUUAUGCCGGGCUCUUGAAGGAGAAGAGUACGCAUGAACGGGCGAUCCAGAAGGAUCUGGCGAGGACUUUGCCGGGGCAUCGGUAUUUCGCUCAGGGGGGUGGGGUGGGGCAAGAGAAUCUGUUCAAUGUCGUCAAGGCGUACAGUCUGUAUGAUGUUGAGGUCGGGUAUACCCAGGGGGUGGCUUUCAUCGUCGCGGCUUUGUUGCUCAACAUGCCGGACGAAGAGGCGUUUUGCGUCUUGGUCCGAUUGAUGGAAUCGUACAACCUGCGAACGCAUUAUCUACCCGAAAUGCCUGGUCUACAGCUGAGGAUGUUCCAGUUCGAGCGUCUAUUGGAGGAAUUAUUACCUCUUCUGCAUCUUCAUUUCGUGAGAAAGGGCGUCAAGAGCUCGAUGUAUGCUAGCACUUGGUUUUUGACCUUGUUCACGCAUCGUUUCCCUCUAUCGCUGGUCUACCGGAUCUUUGAUAUCGUCUUUGCAGAGGGUAUUGAAGCCAUAUUUCGCUUCUCACUGGCUUUGAUGCGACGGAACGAGGACAAAUUGCUCGCCCUCGAUUUUGAGGGAAUCUUGAAGUUCUUGGGCAACGAGGUGUUUGAUUGUUACAAGACAACAACGGCAGCGGAAAUCGGGGUUUCAGGACAGGAAGAUGACGCCGACUGGCUUGCCAACGACUUUGUUCGCGACGCUUAUGCGACUCAAAUAACACCAUUCAUGCUGGAUUCUUAUGCGCACGAGUGGGAAGACCUAUGCCGUAUCGCAAACGCUCACGCGACCGAGAUGGACACGCUCAGGAGUGCGAACCGUGUCCUUUCUGCUCAAGUUAAACAACUUGAAGGAGCUAUGGCAGCGAUGAGCGAGGAGCACGUGGACAUGGUCAAACAACUUGUUCAAGCUCGUAUCGACAACGAGGCGACGGAAAGCGAGCUUAUCCGCUACAAGACCAUGUAGGUACGCCGAGCUUGUUCAUGAGCAAGAUUCCAACAGGGCCAGCUACAUCGCUCCGCCGUCGAAAUCGAAGCCAAGCAAUA